GCCUAUAUCUCCGCUGCUCCUCUCAACGACCGCCCUUCCUUUACUAUUCUUGUCCCUCCUCUCUCUUCACCUCUCUCCUCCUUUGUAUUAAACCUUCGUUCUUGGCAUGGACGCUCGCCGGCCACGUCGACCAUCCUUCUCCACCCCCUCGAAACCCCCUCGCCCUCCUCCUCCUCCCCCAUCCGCCGCUGCCGCUGCCGCUGCCGGCGCCGGCGAACUCCUCGUUGACCCUAACCACCAUUACCCGAAGGCCUCCGACGCCCUCCCCCUCCCUCUCUACCUCACCAACGCGGUCUUCCUCGCCCUCUUCUUCUCCGUCGCCUGCUUCCUCCUCCGCCGGUGGCGCGAGAAGAUCCUUGACUCCACCCCCUUGCACGUCGUCACCCUCUCCGAGCUCACCGCCCUCGUCUCCCUCCUCGUCUCCCUCCUCGCCUCCCUCAUUUACCUCCUCGGCUUCUUCGGGAUCGGCCUCGUGCAGUCCUUCGUCUCGCGGUCGCCCACCCGGCACGACAUCGUCGUCGGGGACGUCAACGGCCAUUGGCGUGUCAUGGAGCAGGAGGAGGACAAGUUCAUUAUCAAGGAGGAGGACGGCGAGGGCUGCAGCGGAGGCGCAUGCACCGAGUGCGCCACGGGGCCGCUAGCCGACGCUCUUUCGACGUUCGUCGCCCUGACUGAGGAAGACGAGGAGAUCAUCAAGUCUGUCGUGGACGGGAUGACGCCGUCCUAUUCCCUGGAGUCAAAGCUUGGGGACUGCAAGAGGGCGGCCGCGAUCCGGCGCGAGGCGGUGCAGCGCAUGACGGGGAGGUCCAUGGAGGGGCUGGCAUUCGAGGGGUUCGACUACGCUUCGAUUCUGGGCCAGUGCUGUGAGAUGCCGAUCGGGUACGUGCAGGUCCCCGUGGGGGUCGCAGGGCCGCUGCUGCUCGACGGGAUCGAGUACGUGGUCCCGAUGGCGACGACGGAGGGCUGCUUGGUGGCAAGCACCAACAGGGGUUGCAAGGCGAUAAACACGUCAGGCGGCGCCGCGAGCGUCGUGCUCAGGGACGGGAUGACUCGGGCCCCAGUGGUGAGGUUCGGCUCCGCCAGGCGUGCCGCAGAGCUCAAGCUGUUCCUGGAGGAUCCCGGCAACCUCGAUACCAUAGCGGUUGUGUUCAACAGGUCGAGCAGGUUCGCCAAAUUACAAGACAUCAGGUGCGCACUCGCAGGGAAAAAUUUGUUCAUAAGAUUCAUGUGCAGCACGGGCGAUGCGAUGGGGAUGAAUAUGGUCUCCAAAGGCGUCCAAAACGUCCUCGAUUUCCUCCGGGCUGACUUCCCCGACAUGGAAGUCAUCGGCAUCUCCGGGAACUAUUGCUCGGACAAGAAGCCCGCAGCAAUUAACUGGAUCGAGGGAAGGGGGAAGUCAGUGGUGUGCGAGGCGGUGAUAAAGGAGGAGGUGGUGCAGAAGGUGCUGAAGACCACCGUGCCAGCGCUGGUGGAGCUCAACAUGCUCAAGAACCUGACCGGGUCAGCCAUGGCCGGUGCGCUUGGCGGGUUCAACGCCCACGCCAGCAAUAUCGUGUCGGCCAUCUUCAUUGCCACUGGACAGGACCCAGCGCAAAAUGUGGAGAGCUCUCACUGCAUCACCAUGAUGGAGGCCGUCAAUGAUGGCAAGGAUCUUCACGUUUCCGUGUCCAUGCCUUCCAUUGAGGUGGGUACAGUUGGAGGGGGCACCCAACUUGCAUCACAAUCGGCUUGUCUGAACCUACUCGGUGUGAAGGGUGCAAGCCAAGACUCUCCCGGCUCGAACUCGAGUCUUUUGGCCACCAUCGUGGCCGGUUCCGUAUUAGCCGGGGAGCUUUCACUCAUGUCCGCUUUGGCUGCCGGUCAACUCGUUAAGAGCCACAUGAAGUACAACAGAUCUUCCAAGGAUGUCUCCAAAAUGGCAUGCCAAUAAGAGAACAAAAUGACCCCACUUUGAGCGAUAACACACCUUCAAAUGUUGGGAAUGGGGAGAAUACGGGCUAAGAGAAGUUAUAAACGAUCAUCUAUGCGGGAUUUGGUGGGAGAAAGAGAGAGAGAGAGAGAGAGAAUUAGGAAGAGGGCAGGCAUGAAGGACUGAUACAAGGGCGUGUAGGUGUAAAGAAAAUAAGAAGGCAAAGAAUUAGGAAUUGGAACAUUUAGUGGAAGCCUUACGAAAAUUAGGUCUUUCUCUGUCCAUGUGUAUAAUAGAUCCUGUCUUUUAAUGAAGGGUCGGCUCUGUUUGUAACUCCUUUCAAUCUGAUUAAGAGUACACCAGCAAUCUGGUUCUCUCUUGCCA
Messenger RNA from Eucalyptus grandis, 2293 nucleotides. RefSeq names its product 3-hydroxy-3-methylglutaryl-coenzyme A reductase 1. The transcript is spliced from 4 exons. The coding region runs from base 107 to 1930 and encodes 607 amino acids. Gene Ontology annotation, cellular component: peroxisomal membrane; endoplasmic reticulum membrane. Gene Ontology annotation, biological process: isoprenoid biosynthetic process; coenzyme A metabolic process; sterol biosynthetic process. The record is from RefSeq and is a predicted model, not a curated record. Gene Ontology annotation, molecular function: protein binding; hydroxymethylglutaryl-CoA reductase (NADPH) activity. NCBI's taxonomy places the organism in Eukaryota, Viridiplantae, Streptophyta, Magnoliopsida, Myrtales, Myrtaceae.